This is a messenger RNA of Mercurialis annua (annual mercury), 1317 nucleotides long. RefSeq names its product actin-depolymerizing factor 7. NCBI's taxonomy places the organism in Eukaryota, Viridiplantae, Streptophyta, Magnoliopsida, Malpighiales, Euphorbiaceae. Gene Ontology annotation, molecular function: zinc ion binding; actin filament binding; nucleic acid binding. Bases 118 to 1167 code for a protein of 349 amino acids. Gene Ontology annotation, biological process: actin filament depolymerization. The transcript has 7 exons. Gene Ontology annotation, cellular component: cytoplasm; actin cytoskeleton. The record is from RefSeq and is a predicted model, not a curated record.
AAUUGCCCGCACAGAAUCUCUCACAAACCCCAGAAGCCUCCUCUCGAGGGUUAAGCUAAGCACCUGUAAGACCUCCCCGCUUCUGGUUAUCGUCACCAACAAAUAAUCAAAGUAAAAAUGGUGAGUCAAAGACAGAGAUUAGCAAGCAAGAAAUUCAGAGCAGAGAAUCCCCACUUGUUUCCAAAGCCAGAACCAACGCCACCAAAGGAUCCCAACAAAAAGAAGAAGAAAAACAAGACUAGUUUCAAGCGAAAAAAGUCAGAAUCUAAAGGCCCAAAUGACCCCAAUAAAAAGAGAUUUUCAAAACACCCAUUAAGAGUUCCGGGCAUGAAGCCUGGUGAAAGCUGUUUUAUUUGCAAAGCUAAGGAUCAUAUUGCUAAGUUUUGCCCUGAAAAAGAUGAGUGGGAACGGAAUAAGAUAUGCUUGCUUUGUCGGCGGCGAGGGCAUAGUCUCAAGCGUUGCCCUAAGAAGAAGGAUGAGAAUGUAGACAAGAAAUUGUGUUAUAAUUGUGGGGAAACGGGGCAUUCUCUAUCGAAUUGUCCUCAGCCUCUUAAAAAUGGGGGAACUAAAUAUGCCAGUUGCUUCAUCUGUAAUGAAAGUGGACAUCUGAGUAAGGACUGUCCAGAAAAUCCUCACGGGAUUUACCCGAAGGGUGGUUGCUGUAAAAUAUGUGGUGGUGUGACACAUUUAGCAAGAGAUUGUCCUGAAAAGGGUAAGAGAAACUUUUUCGGGACUGAAGAAUGGAAUACACCGAAAGCGAACGCAGCGUCAGGGAUGGCUGUGGAAGAUGAGUGCAAGCUCAAGUUUUUGGAACUAAAAACAAAGAGGAACUACCGAUUUAUCGUUUUCAAGAUUGAAGAUCAGCAAGUUGUUGUAGAGAAAUCUGGAGGUCCUGAUGAGACUUACGAUGAUUUCACUGCUUCUUUGCCCGCUGAUGAAUGUCGCUAUGCUGUCUUUGAUUUUGAUUUCACAACUAAUGAGAAUUGUCAGAAAAGCAAAAUCAUCUUUAUUGCAUGGUCACCUGAUACAUCAAGAGUGAGAAUGAAGAUGGUGUAUGCAAGCUCCAAAGACAGAUUUAAGAGAGAACUUGAUGGAAUUCAGGUUGAAUUGCAAGCAACAGAUCCUAGCGAAAUGAGCCUUGAUAUUGUUAAAGCGCGAGCAUUUUAACAUUUUUGUGACAUUCAUAUUCAUUAUAUUUUAUAGCUCUUCUGUGUAAUUUAUACUCUUCUGCCAUGUUUAAUGCCUUUUGAUCUAUCCUCUCAAUCUGUAAUUCAAUUGUACUACUAAUUCAUCUAGAUGAAUACUUUUACACUUUAA